AUGUGCGGCUUGUCGUUGCACGAUGAUGCGGAGGCACUCUACGGCGUCAAGGAUCAGCUCGCAGGCUCGGGUAGGCAGGUGUUGCUGAUAUUGGAUAACUGCGAUGACACGAGAACAGAUUACAGCCGAUAUAUACCCAACAGGACUAUAGUGACCUUGAUAAUGACGACAAGGCUGUCAGAUGCCAAGAAGUAUGCAUCCAUGGACUUCCGGGACAACAAGCUCUUCUUUCAACUGAAAGGCCUGGACGCAAAGUCGGCAGUAGAUCUAAUCAUCGAUGCGUCGGAUACUCAGCAGCGUGGCCACCAGGCAGAGCAUCAAGCGGAACAAAUCGCCACUGCGCUCGACUUUCAACCUCUAGCGAUCAACGUCGCAAGCUCAUUGAUUCAAGAGCAAGCGAGGUACCGGAAAGUCAACGCGACGUUCGAGGUAUCGGCGGAAUCGCUCCAAAGAUUGGCAUCGGACGAUCCAUCGGUCAAGGCUGCUCCAACGCUGCUGGACAUUCUGGCCUUCGUGGAUCGCCAAGAUGUGCCCGAGGAGAUGUUUCUGCGAGCAUGGAAGUACGAGGAAGAGGUCUUGAGCGAGUUUGAGGUUGAUGACGGGCCAGAGAAAGGAUUCAUUGAGGAUCUCACGCCUUGGCACCAAUCUGACCAGCUGCCCGUCACAGAGGCGCAGUAUCUAAUGGGAGCUGCAUACCAGCAAAAUGGACAGAUCCCGGAGGCGGUGGACAUGCUAGAGCACGUAGUGAAGGUGCGGGAGAAGCUCGAGGAAGAGGAUCCUGUUCGACUAGCAUCUCAGCGUGCGCUCGCGGGAGCACGCCAGACCAACGGACAGAUCACCGAAGCGGUCGAGAUGCUAGAGCAUGUAGUAAAGCUGAAAGAGAAGCUCGAGGAGGAUGAUCCUUCUCGGCUAGCAUCUCAGCAUGAUCUCGCGGCAGUAUACAUGGACAACGGACAAAUAGCGAACGCAACAGCGCUGCUAGAACAUGUACUCAAGGUAAAUGAGAAGCUGGAGGAGAAUCAUCCUUCUCGGCUAUCGUCUCAGCAUGAGCUCGCGCGUGCAUAUAUAGCCAACGGACAGAUCCUGAAAGCAGUCAAGCUACUAGAGCACGUAGUAAAGGUUGGGGAGACGACGCUAAGGGAGAACCAUCCUUCUCGGCCAGCAUCUCAGCAUGCGCUCGCGAGUGCAUACCUGACCAACGGACGGGUCCCGGAAGCAGUAAAGCUACUAGAGCAUGUAGUAAAGGUCGAAGGGACGACGCUACAUAAGCACCACCCUCGCCGGCUAUCAUCUCAGCAUGAGCUGGCGUGUGCAUAUGAUGCCGACGGACAGACCUCAGCUUCCAUUGAGCUUUUGAAGCGCGUCGUUGAUAUCCGACAGAGGACGCUACGCAAAGACCACCCUGAUCGGAUCGUGUCGGAGAAAGUUCUUGCAGACAUUUUGGAGGAGGAGCAACGAUUGUCAGAAGAUGAGCCUGGUGACAUGGCCUCAGCUGGGCCCAUCGCGAGCGGCGGGCUUGCGUCAACGAGAAGGUCCAGGCUGGCACUGCGGUUGCAGGAGAAAGUCCGGGGCAGCCCGCGCAUGCCACCUGCCAGUGCUAUAGGAGAGACAUUUGUCGCUCAUACCGACCAUGAGCUGUCCACGAUAGCCUACGUGGCAGCCACGGCUUGCUUGAUCUGGUAUUGCAUCGUUGCGGUCGUGUGUACCAUUGGAUGCUCCCAGAUAUGGCGACACUAUUCCGCUCCGAAGCCUAAGUCGAGCCUCAAGCCUGCAGACUCACCUCAUGUCGCCAUCAUCAGACCAGUCAAAGGCCUUGAGCCGCAGCUGUACGACUGCUUGGCAUCCACCUUCCGCCAGGACUACCCACCCGAACGGCUUCACAUUCGCUUCUGUAUAUCAGACAAGAGCGACCCGUGUCUACCAGUCCUGGACCGACUGAUUGACGACUAUCCUGCAUACGACGCGCAGCUACUCCUGCAAGAUGAAGACGAACAACUGCACAAUGGACAACUCAACCUGGGACCGAACCCGAAGAUCCGCAACAUGAGUCGAGCGUACAGAGAAGCUAUGGGAGACAUUAUAUGGGUCAUCGACUGUAAUGUAUGGGUCGCAAGAGGCGUCUGUGGUAGGAUGGUCACCAGGCUUGAAGGGCACGAUGGAAAGCACAGGAACAAGCUCGUACAUCAGAUCCCGCUCGUGGUCGACAUCCCAGGCUCUACGGUCGGACAAGAGACGCAUGGACUGCUCGAUGGAACCAAUGGAGAUGCGCAGAUCAGGACAACUAGCUCGGCCAGCACAAGCACACAAACCAACGCCGAUCGCACCGCCCUCACGAUCGGUGGAGGUCGUCUCGAAGAGUCCUUCAUGUCAUCAGCACAUCCAAAGUUCUACGCAGCAAUCAACACCGUCGCAGUCGCUCCAUGUAUCGUUGGCAAGAGCACAAUGUUCCGCAAAAGUCAUCUCGACAGCGUGACCGACAACCGCGGCAUCGACUACUUCAGCGAGAACAUCUGCGAAGAUCACUUGAUUGGCGACAGGUUAUGGAAGCACAAAGUCCCAGAAGAGCGUCAAGGCGAGACUCUCGGCAAACAUGCAUUCUGCUUUGGCGACUUGGCGAUCCAGCCUAUGGCCAAUAUGAGUCUUGCGGAAUACUGGAGCCGGAGAAUACGAUGGCUCCGCGUGCGGAAGUUUACGGUGACGCUCGCUACUUUCGUCGAGCCCGGGACUGAGAGCUUCCUCUGUAGCGUCUACGGUGCCUUCGCUUUCUCGACCUUACCCUACCUCCACCGCAUAUUUGGCAUACCGCCGACAUGGACGGCCUUCGCUCUGCUCUGGCUCCUCAGUGUCAGCAUCUGGUGUCUCACGGAUUGGGCACUAUACCUCAAGCUCCAAUCUGGCGCAUCGAUCGAGGUGGAUGAGGAGACGCCGUUCUUCGCACGGCCACCUAAGAGCAGUACGAAGCGGCCAUUCGGAGAAUGGCUGCUUGCGUGGCUUGGACGUGAAGCUCUGGCCCUGCCGAUAUGGAUCUGGGCGUUCUGGGGAGGUACGAGGGUAGAAUGGCGUGGGAAACAAUUCUGGGUUGGGCUGGACAUGAAAGUGCAUGAGAUAAAAUCGAGCAGGCAGGAGGAUGCUGCGAGUAGUGCGACUACGCCGAACGGCAAGGCGCGGCGAGAUUAG
Molecule: messenger RNA, 3177 nt
Organism: Fulvia fulva
Lineage: Eukaryota; Fungi; Ascomycota; Dothideomycetes; Mycosphaerellales; Mycosphaerellaceae
Product: Ceramide glucosyltransferase
Exons: 4
Coding region: 1-3177 (1058 amino acids)
Biological process (GO): glucosylceramide biosynthetic process
Cellular component (GO): membrane
Molecular function (GO): protein binding; ceramide glucosyltransferase activity
Source: RefSeq, a predicted model, not a curated record